AUGGAGGCCUCCGCAAAAGCCCUCACGAGCUCGAUGAAACGGCUACACGGGGAGGACAAAGCGAUUCUGGUGGUUAGGAACACGGUCCCGGGGCACUGGGGCUGCACCGAGAGAAUGUUCGAUGGCCCCGUCAAUAAAAUCAUCGCCUCGAAGCUCGUCGCAGAGGCUCCCGGUUCGUACGAGUGGAAUAGCUUCGAAAGCCGCAACGUCCAGCUGCAGAAGGCCUUUUCUCCGGACAGGGGUUGGAAACUACUCGACGCUUACUCGCCGACCCUUCUAAGGCCGGACUCCCAUAUCGCGAACAAUGACUGCCUUCACUACUGCAUGCCGGACCCUGCGGAUCAUUGGGCGCGUCUGCUGUGCAACAUUCUGCUCGUGGCCAAAGACGACAGCGCGUAA
Ectocarpus siliculosus is the source of this 399-nucleotide messenger RNA. NCBI's taxonomy places the organism in Eukaryota, Phaeophyceae, Ectocarpales, Ectocarpaceae. The record is from the annotation of a GenBank genome assembly.